UUCUGCCAUCACUUCACCACACCACAAUGCUACAGCCUUCAUAGUACCGGACUCUACCGCCCUCAAGGCUUAUUUAACACCCCCUUUUAAAAUGUCGGCACAGCCUUCGGACGCAGAGUUCGAGACUUCAAGAAUCUUCGUCAAGGGCAUCCCCCCGACGAUCAGCGAUGCCGACUUCAAGAAGCACUUCUCGGCUGGCGGACGAGAAGUCACCGAUGUCAAGGUCAUCUUGCCUCGGCGAAUUGGCUAUGUCGGCUUCAAGACAUCGGAGGAUGCGAAGAAGGCCGUGAGGUACUUCAACAAGUCGUACAUACGCAUGUCGAGGAUCGAAGUGCAGCUUGCAAGACCUAUUGCAGACCCUGCUCUGAAGAGGAACUGGAAGAGCGACCAAUCGACCCCUGCAGCAUCGUCGACAGCGCUCCCGCCGGCUAAUGCGGUUCGGGACGCCAACGGCGAUGCAGCGGCCAAGAAACGGAAGAGGGACGAGGUUGAUGAAUCUGACCCCAAGUUGCGGAGUACUUGCAGACUUUCCAGCCAGGAAAGACCAAUGCCGCGGAUGAGAUGACCGAAGUCAUCGACAGCAAGGCGAUCGCUGAGAAGAAGAAGCUUCUUCAAGAUGGCGAGAGCGAUGAUGAAUAUGAGACCAUCCCAACGAGGCCAGACAAGAAGCAGAUGAGGGAAGCGCCAAGCAACCAGCAGCCUGAGCCGCCUCAACAACCCCCACACAUGACACCUGUUGAAGACGCCGAAGAC
Verticillium alfalfae VaMs.102 is the source of this 753-nucleotide messenger RNA. RefSeq names its product multiple RNA-binding domain-containing protein. NCBI's taxonomy places the organism in Eukaryota, Fungi, Ascomycota, Sordariomycetes, Glomerellales, Plectosphaerellaceae. The transcript has 2 exons. Gene Ontology annotation, molecular function: mRNA binding. Gene Ontology annotation, cellular component: nucleus; cytoplasm. The coding region runs from base 92 to 565 and encodes 157 amino acids. The record is from RefSeq and is a predicted model, not a curated record.